This is a messenger RNA of Penicillium cinerascens, 3681 nucleotides long. It is a transcript of the gene rgsC, whose product is annotated as putative intermediate filament protein (Mdm1). Bases 1 to 3681 code for a protein of 1226 amino acids. The transcript has 2 exons. Gene Ontology annotation, cellular component: intracellular membrane-bounded organelle. The record is from RefSeq and is a predicted model, not a curated record. Gene Ontology annotation, molecular function: phosphatidylinositol binding. NCBI's taxonomy places the organism in Eukaryota, Fungi, Ascomycota, Eurotiomycetes, Eurotiales, Aspergillaceae.
AUGGACCUUCAUCAUCGCGAUCUCGUUCUAGCAGGGGUUGGCGGAUUCAUCGCUUGGGGUCUGGUGGUGCGCUGGCUGCCGGUCCUCCGAUAUCUCGGAUGGGCCCUGGCCUUGGGGGGCGUGCUGUCCUCUGCUGGGUUUUUGGCGCUGGUCGUCCUCACCGUCCGAAGGCAGAACGACAAGCCUAGCAGCUCGAAGGCUGUCCCUGUGGCUUUUAUCACACCCAAUAACUGGCGGAGGGAUGUGCUCAAUGUGCGGAAAAGCUCGCGAUACCGGCCACGGCCACUAUAUCCGCAAUCAUUUGUCGUCUCGGAAGAAAUAGACGGCCUUCUGUCUUUCAUUACCCGAGACUUCGUAUCCUCAUGGUAUCACAACAUUAGUCCUAACCCCACAUUUGCAAACGAAGUUGAUCGGGUGAUUCGAGUCGCCCUGGAAAACUUUCGGGACAGGCUACUCUCAGAAGAUCUGAUCUCGUUGGUCGUCUCGCGGGUCUUCCCGAUAUUGACAGCCCAUCUAAAGGAGUACGACAUCGCCGAGCGUUCAGUUCGCGGGCGAAAUCUCAAUCGAAAUGUGACGGAAUCCGAAGAACUGGACUUGGCUAUUGCCAAGAAAUUUCGCGAAGGCCGCUUACAUCCUGCAGUUGCGCUCUCUUCAUCCGAUCAAAAGCAGGUCCAGCAAGAAUAUCUACGCAAGAUUUCCGUGGGACUUCUCCCUCAGCUGUUUCCAGAGAGCGUGCUCAAUAGUCGGGUUGUAUCUGUCCUGAUUCGCGAAAUCAUCUCAUGCGCGGUGUUGCUUCCGAUCGUGUCAGCACUUUCAGAUCCAGAUACGUGGAAUCAGUUGAUGGAGGCAUACGGCAGAACUGCUUUGCAGGAUCGGAAAACAGUACGAAAGCUUCGAGCUGCGCUGGACGAGCACGCAUCUCCGGUUCCAAAGUCAAAACGUGGACAGCCGUUUCCAAGACUUUCGCCCCAGGACUCUGAACGAGCGUUUGAACGUUUUGUUCGGGCCAUAAGACGAUGUAAUAAUCUGUCUGAUGCCCGUCGUUUCCGUGCGCUUGUGACUAGCCAGUUGAAGCGGGAAAGCAUGGUCGAGGGACAAGACCAGGUCUAUCUCCGGCGCUUGGAAACUGGUAAAAGGGUCCUGGAUCAAAAGGUUUCCAAACUUUCCGUGCCCGGAGAAGCAUCUCGGAGACUUGCUGCCGCGGUGAAUCCCCGUCAAGAGAGCACGACCGCUGCACAAGAGACUUCUCUUGUGGAUGUGAUGCACAGUGCAUCUGGGCUUUCAUAUUUCAUGGAGUUCAUGGACCGCCAGAAGUUGAUGCCCAUGGUUCAAUUCUGGAUCGUGGUCGACGGAAUCCGAAACCCAUUGGAAGACGACUUUGGAGACGAGACGUCAUCCGCCUCGGGGACUUGGACAACUGCCGACAGGAAUGACAUGGCACUUCUUAGUGAAACAUACCUCAACAGACCGGAGCUGAAAGUCUCUGACGAUUCACGACUUGCAGUCAAGGCCUUCCUGAGCGCGGGCAAACGCGCCACCCCGGAGCAGUAUCGCAAGGCUCGAACAGUUGUAUUGGCCACCCAGUCUGCCGUUCUGGAAGAAAUGGAAAGCACUCAUUAUCCAAAGUUCAAAGAAUCCGAUCUAUACUGGAAAUAUCUCGCGUCGGAUGAGGCUUCGGGUGCUCAGGUACCAAUUCAACACCAAUCUCCACCCGCAGUUACCUUUGAUGCUCCCGAGAGACGACCUCUGCCUCCUCUUAUGGUACGGACGGGCUCACAGCCGGGUACCAGACCGUCAAAAGACCUUCGAAGAGCUGCUGUCUCUUCAAGUGACGUUCGGGGUAUGGGCAAGCUAUUUGACGAUGACGUUUCACCCCGACGAUCGAUAGACUCUGAGCGCUCUGGCCCUCUUUUUGACGAUGACUACGACACAGAUAACCUUGCUGCAUCUACUGCAAGUCUCGGCAAGGAUUCUCAAAAUGGCGACAAUGAUGCUUCGCAGAGUCUAGUCCUUGAAACUAUGGAGGCAGCUCUCAACGACAUUAUCACCAACGAACCGAAAAGUACACGGGUUGAAGACCUGAAAGGCAGCAGCGGUUCCUCUUCUUCGCUUUUCGGAUCUGAUCCCCCUGAGCCUGCGCGUCGCAAUUCAUCAGACACACCCCGAGUUGAGGGCCGCCCAGCCGAGAAGAAGAAGAGCAUUGCGACACUGGGUCUAGUUGGUCGUGGCCUACGGCAUGGUGUCUUUGAUGAUGACCUAUUCCCGGAUCAGCAGAAAUAUCUCGAGGAUGAAUACGAAGAACCCGUCGGCGAAGAAAAAGACCCAGCAGAUGAAGUCCACGAAGCUGCACCCGGCGACCUCGGUCUCACAGAAGCCAUCGAAGCCCUCACUACCGAUAUUGAUAAGCUUAGUAGUCAAGAUGCUGUAAUCGAGGCAUUGACCCGGAAGGCCGAACUGACGAAUAACACGGCCGAGCUGCGCAUCUUACGCAAAUCCAAAGCUAGCAUCCAGCGUGAGAUCCAUCGCAAGGAAAUGCAGCGGCAGCAGUACAUCAUUCAAGAGAGCGACAACAGUUUAUACGGUCGAUCCACGGUCUCCAUCAAGUCUAUCGUGGUAGGUAAGGAAGAGGACGAUGGACGUGAGUUCGCGAUGUAUGUCGUCGAAGUUCAGCGAAAUGCUGGGGAGCAGAUGCCAGCGGCAUCAUGGGUCAUCGCACGCCGCUACAGUGAAUUCCACGAGCUUCAUCAAAGGCUACGCCUGAGCUACCCAUCUGUCCGACACUUGGAAUUUCCUCGACGGCGCGUGGUGAUGAAACUACAAAAGGAGUUUCUCCAAAAGCGUCGUAUUGCCUUGGAGUCCUAUCUCCAAAAGCUACUCCAACUCCCCGAAGUCUGCCGCAGCCGUGACCUACGAGCCUUCCUCUCUCAACGAGCCAUCCUUCCCCGUGACGAUGCCAAUUCUCGCAACAGUGAAGGCGAAACCAAAGACCUAGUCACACGAAUCUACAACUCCGUCGCAGAUGGCAUGGACGACUUCCUCGGCAAUUUCGGAGUCUUGGAUCAGCUAUCCACCGCCGGUCAGAAUCUCAUAUCUGCCGCAACGCAACAAAACGGCCCCAGCACCGCUCAAGACCCGGUCCUCGCCACCGAAGACGCCGUGACAGCAGCCGAGGCCGAAGCGGAGCUCAAUGCCUUCGAAGAUCGCGAACUCGAACCCUUCAUCAAACCAAUCUGCGACCUCUUCCUCGAAGCCUUCGAGCUAAACCGCGGAAAUAAUUGGCUUCGCGGCCGUGCCGUCGUCGUCGUUUUGCACCAGCUUCUCGGCGGCACCAUCGAGCGUAAAGUCCGUGACGGCGCUCGCUCUCUUGUCCAAGACGAUUCUCUUCUACGCUACCUCGCUCUCGCUCGGGAUUCCCUCUGGCCCGGGGGCGUCCUGCGCAAGUUUUCCCCUCGGUCUGGACCCGAGCGCCUCAAGAGCCGCGCCGAGGCGACAGUUGUCCUCGCCACGCUCAUCCCAGAUCUGGCCGGAAGCGUGGUCGGUCGUAGUAAUGCCCAAGCUGCAGCCCGUCGCAUCUUUGCUACGCUGAAUAACCAACCCCUCAAUACCCACCUGGUCUUUACUAUCCUCGAUGAGAUCGUACUGGUACUCUUUGGCAGCCGGGAGCCUGGUCGCUCCCGUUGA